This is a messenger RNA of Coregonus clupeaformis (lake whitefish), 3412 nucleotides long. RefSeq names its product BEN domain-containing protein 3. Gene Ontology annotation, cellular component: heterochromatin. Gene Ontology annotation, molecular function: DNA binding. The transcript has 4 exons. The coding region runs from base 350 to 2839 and encodes 829 amino acids. The record is from RefSeq and is a predicted model, not a curated record. Gene Ontology annotation, biological process: rDNA heterochromatin formation. NCBI's taxonomy places the organism in Eukaryota, Metazoa, Chordata, Actinopteri, Salmoniformes, Salmonidae.
AGCCUGCAGGGCUAUCAAGCCUCAUAUGGGGAUUCGCAAAUUACCCACAAAUAAUGUAGCUAGUUAUUUACCUUUCAAUUCAUUGCAUUUUCGCGCAAUUUGGGUAAUCGUUUCUCCUGUUGUCAUCAUGCACAAGGCCCACGGCCACACAAAACACAUCCACAGCUGUGCGGAAAUGACACAGCAGGCGCGCGCCCAAUCACGUCACGCGAGACGGCACAGACAAGAAAAAAAGAGGAGAGAAACACGAACAACAGUUAUCCGUGUGUGAAAUUCCCACGACAUUCUCGGAAGAUAUGUUAACCCAAUCUUCAAUGACUGCAAAGGACUGCAUGAAAUCGUAAAGGAUAUGAAUUCCUCUGACCAUGGGGAAAACUCGGAUGGAGAAAAGCUCGAGAGAGAGAGAGAACCCAUUCAAGGCAUCAAGUUGGAGACGGAUGACUGUGCUAUUAGUGAGACAACUGAAGGACCACGAAAAUGGUCCCUUGGAACUAGUGAGGCCACCAGCAAACGUACUGCCAUGGACAUGGGCUGUGACGCUCACAAUUCUGAAUUGGACCAGUCUACCAGCAGCAAGAGAGUCAGGGUCUCUAGUGAGGCCGGGCGGCGCUUGCUGAGGAGAUUGUCUGAAGAGUCCACGAGGCCUCAACCCCUUUGCCUGACAUCUGCUGACCAGGAGAAGACUAUAGCCUCUUACAGGAAGCCUCUCUACAGCAUCUCUCACAGAAUCACAGAGAAGAAGCUCACAUCAAGCCUUGACCAGCAUGCUCAGCAUGAGGGAGGAGUGCGGCUAAGCUACAGCAGCCUCUUAUCCCCUCAACUGGUCAAUACAGGGGAGCACAGCCGAAGUGAACCCCUCUCUGCCCUGGGUGCGGCAGGGUCCAUGUCUUCAACAGACUCUAAUCUAUACUCCCUCAUUGAGAAGAUGUUUUUCAUCCUUAAUACGCUCAACUCAAGCAUGACCCAACUGCACAGCAAAGUUGAUCUACUUUCCCUGGAGGUCACUCGCAUCAAGAAACAGAUCAAACCCUCGGAGAUGGCGACUGAGUUCCAGCCUCCGCCAGAAUACCUGUUGACAAAUGAGGAGCUGAGUCAGCUGAUGGAGCAGACAUCAAAUGCUGGCGAGUUGGGUUGUCGACUGCUGGUACACCUCUUCCCAGAACUUCUUAAAGCCAAUGAGUGCACUCGUGGUUGCAUCAUCAACAAGAGAACGUUGGAUUCCUUACAUCUGCAGCUAAUACGCAACUAUGUGGAGGUGUGCUUUCCUCUGGUUAAGAACAACAACAUUUGGCAGGAUGAAUGCCUAUUACAGAUUAAUGACUUCUUUAACCGCUUCUGGGCCCAGAAGGAUAUGGAGAGUGGCCAACAGUCAUGUGGGAAACAGACUAUUACAAGCUUUGGUUUCAAAGCUGAGCAGAACCAGCCCUGCCAUUUUAUAAAUGAGGAGGGACAAGAAGUGCACCUUGACUUAGAUUCCAAUGGUGACCACACCAACAACAACAAAGUAGUGCCAGACCUUGUGUUUGACACUCAGGAGGUUGGAGAGGAUCUUGAUGAGCUUUCUUCCCCUGAAGACUUUGUUAUGUUUCUUGUAAACCGACUUUUCCCUGAGGUUUUUGAGGAGGGGAAAUUUCCAGAGGGUAGUGUGGGAAAGAUGAUCUUGGACUCGGACAGGAUAGAAAUUAUCCGUAAAUACAUGGAAGCAAAUUUUCCUGAUGUCUCAGAGGAUAGUUGGCUGCAGGUGUGUGUGCAGCGCAUAGAAGACGCAAUAGAGGGUUCUCACAGUAACGGCAAUGGCAGCGAUCCUGAGAACAUGAACGAUGAAAGCUAUGACUCCACAAGCCUCCCUGACGAUGUCUCUAUCAUCAAGAUCAGUGACUUGUGUGACUACGAGAGACCAGGUCGUAGGUCAAAAAAGUCCUUGCUUGUGCCAGUCGAUUUUGAACAACUUGAGAUGCCCCUACCAGAGUUCAGUGUGCCUCAAGAGUAUCUGCUCUCCAGGGAGCAGCUGAGGAACAACUAUGACUGUAGCUUGUCAAUUGGAAAUUUUGCCUCUCGCUUGUUGGUACUUAUGUUCCCUGAGCUCUUCACCUAUGACAACGCACGGAAGCAUUACAACUGUAGUGGCUCUCUCGGGAAGAAGCAGCUUGAUCCUGUACGGGUCGACCUUAUUCGCCACUACGUACAGCUACUAUAUCCACGGGCCAAGAAUGACAGAGUGUGGACCCUGGAAUUUGUGGGUAAACUGGACGAGCGGUGCAGGCGUCGAGACACGGAACAACGGCGGUCGUACCAGCAGCAACGCAAAGUCUACGCUCCUGAGUUGGAGCAAGAGCCUGUGGACUUUGUGGCUGCUUGCCAAGUGAACCAGCUCAACACAGAGCGCUUGAAGGACUUCGAAAUUCCUCCACUACCGCCCGAAAAAAGUAGCAAAGACUUCUGCAAGAUCCCCCUGGAGAAAUUGACGGUGUCGAUCCCGGACUUCCCCGUGCCUUCGGUCUACUGGCUCUCAGACACUGAGGUGCGAGAGAUUGUCCAGCAGAGCCUUUCUGUGGGAAACUUUGCUGCCCGCCUACUGGUGCGCCUCUUCCCUGAGCUCUUCACACAGGAGAACCUGCGGCUUCAGUAUAACCACUCGGGCGCCUGCAAUAAGAAGCAGCUGGAUCCUGUGCGUCUCAGGCUCAUCCGCCACUAUGUAGAGGCCGUAUAUCCAGUUGAGAAGAUGGAGGAGGUCUGGCAUUACGAAUGCGUGCCAAGCAUAGAUGAGCGAUGCCGGCGGCCCAACCGUAAGAAGUGUGACAUACUGAAGAAGGCCAAGAGAUCAAAUACUGUGUCCUAGUCAAAGCUGAAGGCAACACUUACUUUUUUUAUUCUAAAUAUUUACACAAGUACAUAAGCUGAAUAGCAUAGUGAAGCCUUUGCACACGGUCCUGUGUAGGAUAAGGCCAACUCUUAAAGGCUUUUCAUCAGUACUCUUAAUGGAUGUAUUUGUAAUAUCGAACUACAGCAUUAGACGGUGUAGUUUUUCAUCGAUGACGUUUGAGAUGAAAUCAUGAGAUGAUAGACUAAGUUUCAAUGUACAAAAACGAUACUGUAAUAGCUAAUCUAACUUACCCUGUAGAUAAGCUGUUGUAGCCUUAAAAACAAUAAACAUGUAAAUAUUACAAAGACAGUAGAUCAGUCAAAGAUGGAUAGAAAUUGUGAUAUUAUUUUGUUCCAACGCACAUGUUGUAGCAUUAUGGCACCACUGGUCUUUUAUAAAAUGUUAUGUUAUACCUUCUUAUAGAAGUUUGUACUAUAAAUCUGUAUUAAACCAUAGCAACAGGUCAUGUUAACCCAUUUGUAAUAAAAUCAGUCCAAUUUAGCAUUUCACUUUAUUAGCAUUUAGCUAAUUAAAUACUUAUCCCACCCA